AUGACGAAGAAGAUGAUGCUGAAUGAUGAGGAUUUCUCUCUCAAAAGCUUCUCUGCUGCAAUGGCAAUCAAGAUGAAGGGGAUCUUUAAAGGAAUCAGAUACAUCUUCGGCUCUGUUCAGAAGGAGCAUGAGAUGGAAAUAGGACAUCCAACAGAUGUGAAGCACAUUGCUCAUGUCGGAUUCGACAAUGCUCCUAAUGCUCAAGGAGCCUCGCCGUCUUGGAUGAAUAGCUACAAGACUUCGCGAGAUUUCUCCUCCGGCUCGCUCAGUAACUUCGAUUUCACAGAGAACUCUUGGGCUUCUUUAGAUUUUGAACAAAGGGAGCUUCAAUCUGCAGCAGAUCUUGAGAUUUUGACAGAGCAUCCAUGUCCAGACUUACCAAGAGCUCCUAAAAGUUCCAAAGGAAAAAAGAAGGCGAAGUCCUCUUCCUCAACAAGAUCUUCUGCAGCAUCAACCGAUUCAUACUCCACUGCGAUGGAGGAUGUUGGUGACCAAUUCAGGGGCCCAUUCAGAAUUUAUGUAAAUUAG
Molecule: messenger RNA, 528 nt
Organism: Zingiber officinale
Lineage: Eukaryota; Viridiplantae; Streptophyta; Magnoliopsida; Zingiberales; Zingiberaceae
Product: CRIB domain-containing protein RIC11-like
Exons: 5
Coding region: 1-528 (175 amino acids)
Source: RefSeq, a predicted model, not a curated record